UCCGUCCCCCAUUGGGUUCCCCCUUGCCCGCCCUACUUCCGGCCGGUCCGUCGCUAGCUCCGCCCCCCCCGGGGUCGCUUCCGGUCAUGGCGGCGGUCGGGGCCGGCCGCGGGUUCUGGGCGAGGAUGGCGGCAACCGGGCUCGGUCGCUGGUGCCGUUCCCUGUCCCAGGACUACUCCUCAGCCCUCCGUGAGUCCCUGGCAUCCGCUCGGCGUCACCCGUUGGCCUCAGCCUCGACCCUGGCGGCUCUGAGCGCGGCAGCCUCGUGCGCUGCCUCCGUCCCCGGCGCCGACUCCUUCGAGGCAGCCUCGGUGGAGGCCGCGGCCUCACUCCUGCUGCUGAGCCCUGGCACCCGCAGCCCCGGUGCCGAGCGCCACGUCCAGCGCCUGCUGCGGCGCCGCGAGCACGGGCGCCUGCGCUACCGGCACCUCGGCCUCAUCGCUGUGGUCUAUGAGGCCCCGCACGGCACCGGCACCGGGCUCUAUGCCGGGCAGUGCCGGUACCUGCGGCCGCGGUGGCGCGAGGCCCCCGGGCGCCUGUUGGAUGUGGGGUUCUGGGGGUGUUGGUGGGUGUUGCGGUACCGGCUCCGUGACUGUGAUGUCAAUGAGGAUGAGUUCCUGGCGCUGCCGCCGCGGUUGAGGCGCAUGGAACCGGAGCAGCUCCGGUCUGAGCACAAUGAGAGGCUGUUCAUGGCCAAGUAUGAGCCGGUGGUGAUGGAGGAUGGUGAUGGGUGAUGGUGAUGGGUGAUGGUGAUGGUGCCGCGGACUGAGCGGUUCUAUGGCAAUGAAUGGGUUGGGGUCCAUCCAUCCCAACCAUAACCAGCACCACUGAUGCCAUCAUAGCAUCCCUAUGGCAAUGAAUGGGUUGGGGUCCAUCCAACUCAACCGUUACUGGUGUCAUUGAAUUCACCAUUGCUGAAACGUCCAGUCCAAGUGUUCCCAGCACCAUUGAGGUCACUGUGGCCCCAUGGCAAUGAAUGGGUUGGGAUCUAUCCAGCCCAACCAUAACCAGCACCACUGAGG
Molecule: messenger RNA, 1022 nt
Organism: Melopsittacus undulatus (budgerigar)
Lineage: Eukaryota; Metazoa; Chordata; Aves; Psittaciformes; Psittaculidae
Gene: TIMM29
Product: translocase of inner mitochondrial membrane 29
Exons: 2
Coding region: 87-734 (215 amino acids)
Biological process (GO): protein insertion into mitochondrial inner membrane
Cellular component (GO): TIM22 mitochondrial import inner membrane insertion complex
Source: RefSeq, a predicted model, not a curated record